Vitis riparia (riverbank grape) is the source of this 1298-nucleotide messenger RNA. Its product is annotated as transcription factor MYB58. The transcript has 3 exons. Lineage: Eukaryota; Viridiplantae; Streptophyta; Magnoliopsida; Vitales; Vitaceae. The record is from RefSeq and is a predicted model, not a curated record. The coding region runs from base 96 to 1079 and encodes 327 amino acids.
GAUGUAGAAGAGAAUCUGUCAUGUGAGGAGAGAAAAGUCCCUUUAGGAGUGAGUGGUGAAGAGGGGGAGAUUGAAAGAGGGAGAGGAGGGGAGAGAUGGGGAGAGGCAGAGCCCCUUGUUGUGAUAAGAGUAAGGUGAAGAGAGGGCCAUGGAGCCCUGCUGAGGACAUGAGGCUUGUGUCUUUUAUUCAGAAGAAUGGUCAUGAGAAUUGGAGGUCUCUGCCUAAACAAGCAGGACUGUUGCGAUGCGGGAAAAGUUGUCGAUUGCGAUGGAUUAAUUACCUAAGGCCUGACGUUAAGCGCGGAAACUUCAGUAAGGAGGAAGAGGAUGCCAUAAUCAAGCUCCAUCAGACCCUGGGCAACAAGUGGUCAAAGAUUGCGUCGCAUUUUCCAGGCAGGACGGAUAAUGAGAUCAAGAAUGUAUGGAACACUCAUUUGAAGAAACGUCUGGUGGCUCAAAAGAAUGAUCAACUCUAUUCAUCUUCAUCAAAUACUAAUCCAAUUAGCAAUAGUCCUAACCCUAGCCCUAGUACUAACAAUGAGCCCAAGGAGCCAUCAGGCUCUUCUACUGUGUCCAAUAUGACUAAUGACUCUAACACCAUUGAUGCUCCCAUCGAGAACUCAUCACCAAACAUUGAAACACAAGUGGACUCGAUAUUUUUCGACUUUGUAGGAACUUAUGGCAUGCUAGACGAGGUGAACAAGCCGGGCGAAGAACUGGAAAUCCCAUUGGAGACCGACACCAGUUUUUGGGAGAUGUUGGACAGCCUAGGCUCAUUCCAGUACAACAAUGAAGUAGAGGGAAGCCAGAGCUCUAUCAUUAUUGCAGACCAUGAACAAGGAAAUGAUAAUGGAGAUGCAGCCCAUGAGAGCAGGAGUUGGCUGAGGUACAUAGAGAAUGAGCUUGGACUAGAGGAAACAAGUGAUGAAACCAUGGAAACAUGUACUAAAAUUCAGCUUAAUGGAGAUGAGCAGCCAGCCAGUGAGAUCAUUAGUUUCCUAGAGGAUGACGGUGGGAAGCUAGAAGACAAUCCAAGUAUUAUAAUGUGGCCUUCCCCACCUCACAAUUUUGUCUUUUAAUGGACUCAAAAGUGCCAAAAUUGUGAACUUUGUUACAGGGAUUUAUACAUACUUGAUAACUAGUUGAUAAGAUCAGGGUUUUUGUCAUUAAGGAUGAUGGGAUUUGUAUUAGUUUAAUUUCUUCUAAUCUAUGGUAUGAUGAUGACCCCUUUGUAUAUUUGAAAUUAAUCUCUUGAAUUUUAUGAAGUUGGAGAGUGGGUUGGUGAAAUUCUCCCCUUA